AUGAAGUCUGUUCGAAAGCUUGCUAUCGGUAUUUUUGGUCCUACUGCUUCGGGGAAGACUAAGCUGGGCAUAGCCAUCGCCAGGGCGUUUCUUGGCGAGGUUAUCUCGGUCGACAGCCUGCAAUGUUACAAGCCAGGGACCAUCGCUACAGCGAAACCUGAGCCUGAAGAGACCCAAGAAGUGCCUCACCAUUUGAUUGAUUUCCUGGAAGCUGACGAAGAGCCUGAUGAUUUUGUGGCGUUGGCUCUUGCCAAGAUGGAAGAGAUCACUCGUCGCAAAAGGCUCCCCAUCCUUGUCGGAGGAUCAACAUCCCUUACUAUUCCCCUCUUACUUGAAGUCUUCAACAGCAAGUAUCAAAUGCUUGCAAUUACAUUGGUACCACAUCAGUCAACUUACCAGUCCCUCAUUCGAUCCAGGGGUGAAGAGAUGCUGGAAAGGGGGCUCUUGGAUGAGCUCGCCGGACUUCAGGCUCUUGAGCAGGUCUUGCUCAAUGGCGAAUCAAACUUCCGCAAAGGCAUUUGGAAGGCAAUCGGAUACCAGGAGUUCCAUCCGUACCUUCAAGCUGACGGGUCCGCUGGAGGGCGUGAGCAUUUGCUCCAAAAUGGACUGGCCUUAACCGCCGCCAACACCUUACAAUACGGCUUUUACCAGCUUGAAUGGAUACGACACGCUCUCACCCCAUUCCUGCACCAAGAGAAAGCCACUUGUAUCAGCCUUUCCGUCACUGACAAAGCAUCCUGGCCAAUGGAAGUGGAGGGGCUGGCUAUUUCCAUGGCUAGCGAUUUCUUGUACGGUUCUCAAGUGAUUGGAUUUCCACAGAACGAAUCAUCUGAGUCUCGUGUGGUCUGCCUCUUUGGUGGAUCGUCUUCUGGCAACAAUCCCGUGCACAUCGAGGCAGCCAAGUCGCUCGCUGUCGCCCUACACCAGCACGAUAUAAAGCUAGUGUACGGCGGCGGAACCACCGGAAUCAUGGGAGCCAUCGCAAGCACUCUUGUGGAACUGUCUGGACCUAGCGCUGUUCACGGCAUCGUACCUGCUGCCCUUGCCAGGUACGAAGAAAAGAUGACAAACGAGCAGAUCGAACAAUCCUACUCCUCGAAGUUCGGGAUGCGGACUAUUGUAAGGGACAUGCACACUCGCAAGCGACUCAUGAUCCAAAGCGUCCUUGAUGGAACUCCGGGGAGCGGUUUUGUCGCUUUAAGUGGUGGUUAUGGCACAAUGGAGGAGCUGCUUGAGAUAACUACGUGGUACCAGUUGGGCAUCCAUAAAUGCAGUGUCUGCGUGUUCAGCGUGAAUGGAUUCUUUGAUGGUCUGGUCACUUGGAUUGGUCAAGUUGCACAGGACGGGUUCAUAGGCCCAAUGGACUCCGACAUAAUCCAAGUCGCAAGAUCAGCGGAUGAAGUUGUUGAGUGUCUUGCUGAUCUGCACCGAUACUCAAGGAAUGGAGAACUAGAGUGGCUUUAG
Ilyonectria robusta is the source of this 1464-nucleotide messenger RNA. RefSeq lists its product as uncharacterized. Lineage: Eukaryota; Fungi; Ascomycota; Sordariomycetes; Hypocreales; Nectriaceae. Gene Ontology annotation, biological process: cytokinin biosynthetic process. The transcript is spliced from 2 exons. Gene Ontology annotation, cellular component: cytosol. Bases 1 to 1464 code for a protein of 487 amino acids. The record is from RefSeq and is a predicted model, not a curated record. Gene Ontology annotation, molecular function: hydrolase activity, hydrolyzing N-glycosyl compounds.